UAGUCAGUUUCCUCGACAAAUGACAGAUCUUGAAAAUACUGUUCUUUUGGGGGAAAAAACACAUCACAAAUUCUCGAUUCUUGAAAGAUGUUCCAUUCCAGGGGUUUCUUCCCUUGAUUUUCCAAUUCCGGCACUAAGGCUUGAAAAAUCUCUGUUAAAAUCGAUAUUUAAAGCAAGCAAGUGGGGGAUGAUGUCGCGUUAUUAAAUCCUCUUCUUCAAACAUUUCACAUAGAUCAUGUCUCGUUUUUCUCUUCGCUCAUCCAGUUGCGAAGACUGAAACGCGCGCCCUUCUUUCUGGCAACGGCGGCGGCGGCGGCGGCGGCGGCGGAUUUCUGUUUAUAGCAAUUUGAUCGAUCCGUUUGAAGAAUUUUUAGCUUCGUUUUGAUUUGAUUGAAUCUUAGAAGUGGAAGAAGAACCACUUGCGAGAAUUUGAACUUCGUUUAUUUUAUUAAUCAUCUAGGAUUGCGUUAAUGGAGAUUCGUAAAUCGGGUUUGAGUUUGUUUUUAGGGUUUCUUCUUGUGCUAUCUUUGGCGUCUCUGUCUGUGGCCAAAUUCGUUGUUGAAAAGAAUAGCUUAAGGGUUACAUCGCCUGAGGAUUUGAAAGGUACCUACGAUAGUGCCAUUGGAAAUUUCGGGAUUCCUCAAUAUGGUGGUAGCAUGUCUGGAACUGUGGUGUUUCCUAAGGAUAAUCAAAAGGGUUGCAGAGAGUUCAGCGACGCCGGGAUUUCAUUCCAGUCCAAACCAGGAGCUCUCCCUACGUUCGUUUUGGUUGAUCGGGGAGAUUGUUUUUUUGCCUUGAAGGUCUGGAAUGCGCAGAAAGCCGGUGCUUCUGCAGUUCUUGUUGCAGACAACAUCGAGGAAAGGUUAAUAACCAUGGACUCCCCUGAAGAGGACGGUUCAACGGCAAAGUACAUCGAAAACAUAACAAUACCAUCUGCACUGAUCGAAAGAAGUUUUGGUGAAAAACUGAAAAAAGGGAUUAGUUCUGGAGAAAUGGUCAGUGUGAGUCUUGAUUGGAGAGAAGCUGUACCGCACCCGGAUGACCGUGUGGAAUACGAGUUAUGGACUAACAGUAACGAUGAAUGUGGUGUUAAGUGUGACAUGCUGAUGGAAUUCUUGAAGGAUUUUAAAGGUGCAGCUCAGUUACUUGAAAAGGGCGGCUACUCGCAAUUCACACCACAUUAUAUAACUUGGUAUUGCCCACAGGCAUUCAUUCUAAGCAAGCAGUGCAAGUCUCAAUGUAUCAAUCAUGGGAGGUACUGUGCUCCUGAUCCUGAACAGGAUUUCAGUUCUGGCUAUGAUGGGAAAGACGUGGUGAUUGAAAACUUGAGGCAGCUAUGUGUUUUCAAAGUGGCGAACGAGACUGGAAAGCCUUGGAUUUGGUGGGACUAUGUGACAGAUUUUCAGAUUAGAUGUCCGAUGAAGGAUAAAAAGUACAACAAGGAAUGUGCCGAUGGCGUUAUUAAGUCUCUUGAGCUUGAUGGUAAAAAGAUAGAGACGUGCAUGGGGGAUCCAAAUGCUGAUGUUGUAAAUCCAGUUCUGAAAGAAGAGCAAGACGCCCAAGUAGGGAAAGGAACCAGAGGGGAUGUUACCAUAUUGCCCACCCUUGUUGUCAAUAAUCGACAAUAUCGAGGCAAAUUGGAGAAAGGUGCAGUUCUGAAGGCCAUAUGUUCAGGAUUCGAGGAAACAACUGAACCUGCCAUUUGUUUGAGUAGUGAUGUAGAGACCAAUGAAUGCUUAGAUAACAAUGGUGGUUGCUGGCAGGAUAAAGCAGCCAAUCUAACAGCCUGCAGGGAUACUUUUCGUGGGAGGGUAUGCGAAUGCCCACUCGUUGAUGGUGUGCAGUUCAAAGGAGAUGGUUACACCACUUGUGCAGCGAGCGGGCCUGCAAGGUGUAAGAUUAAUAAUGGAGGAUGUUGGCACGAGACCCGGGAUGGACAUACAUUCUCUGCUUGUACGGAUGAUGGCAAUGUGAAAUGCUCGUGUCCUCCAGGGUUUAAAGGUGACGGUGUCAAAAGCUGUGAAGAUAUCGACGAGUGCAAAGAGAAGAAAGCCUGUCAGUGCCCUGAAUGUAGCUGCAAAAAUACCUGGGGCAGCUACGACUGCAGCUGCAGUGGUGAUCUUUUGUAUAUGAGAUCCCAUGAUACUUGUAUAAAGAGUGGUAAAGCGUCGAGUGGGCGAUCGGCCUGGACUGCUGUUUGGGUUAUCUUGAUAGGCCUGGCUAUGGCUGCUGGUGGAGCAUACCUGGUAUACAAAUACAGAUUAAGGUCAUACAUGGAUUCAGAAAUCCGAGCUAUUAUGGCUCAGUACAUGCCUCUCGACAGCCAAGCCGAAGUUCCGAACCAUGUCAAUGAGAAUCGUGCGUAGGAAGGAAGACGAUACAGUAGGAAUCUGUCGACGGUUGCACACAACAGAGUGUGGAGCGGUCUGUCAUGUCGAACACACACUCGUAGUGCAGUGAUGGAUUUUGAGGGUAGAUCUUUACAUUCUUGUAAUAUAUGACACUAAAACGUCAAAGGGUUUUGAAUUUGACAGACUAUAUAGCAUGCUGAGGAGUCCUCCAGAUUCUUAUUUGGGCAGUUGCAGAGGACUCGUGUGAUUGACUUAUGCCUUUGAAUGGGCUAAGCUAAGCAUGGUUUAUAAGACUGUUAUGUAACUUUAUAAGACUGUUAUUUGUAGCAUUAUAAUGUCAAAAUGUUUUAUCUUUUUCGAAGUA
Cucurbita pepo subsp. pepo (vegetable marrow) is the source of this 2715-nucleotide messenger RNA. Lineage: Eukaryota; Viridiplantae; Streptophyta; Magnoliopsida; Cucurbitales; Cucurbitaceae. The record is from RefSeq and is a predicted model, not a curated record.